AUGAACGCAAAGCGCAGGAGUCCUCUCAGUUUGAUGCAGCAACGGCAAAGCGAAAAUAGGUUGCCUUUGCUGCCAUCUAACGCACCCGUCCGUGCGAAGAAGCGGUCCUCCGCCAAACAGCGGAACCUCUCACCGUUACCAGAGGUGAGUGGAAGAGGACCACAGUCAAAAGAGCUACGCGAGCCAGCGGGAGACCCCUCUAUGGGCAGAGCCUCGUGUGGGACCAAAAAGAUGUUGCAUCUUCAACGGGCACCCAAGUCAUUUUUGCAUGGGAAUAAGACGGAGGCUACCGCUCGGCGGAAUCUGUUAUCGAGCGAUAACGUGACACCGCCACCUUCAUCCGCAGGAUUGAAGCCCACGGGUGCAGGUGAAACUAACUGUAUCAAGGCCAAAGUGCAGUGCGGGAUGCGAAGACUUAGAAUCAUCCGUGAUGUUCCCAUUGAAGCUGUAGCGUCUGAGCAAGUUGCACAUAUUACUUGCGACGCUGUAACUCAGAAAGGAGAGGCUGCAGCUUCCUGCACCAAGGAGCAAAAGGAGUUUGAAAACGCCAUCGGUAUUCUCAACCGUAUGAUGGAGAUUGAUGCGAAGAAUAAUGACUCCAGAGCGUGGGUGACACGUUUCACGGAGGGAACAGCAGAGGCACGUCUGCGCAAGGAAGAAUUGCUACCAGUUUGGAUUAUUGUCAGCAUGGACUCUGUCUUGGCGAUUGAUUUGAAUGGUACGACGCAACAUCGUAAUUACGUUGGUCUUUCUGCAUCUGAGGUAACCCGUUUCCCUCCCAGUAGCUGCAUUGUUUUUCCCUUUCAGGAUGCACUGAAAGACGGUGAGGUGCGACUACCGGAGAAUGUUUCAGACGUUGCGACAAUGAUGAUGCCAGCGGCAAAGGAGAUUCGAUGGGGUGUCCCAGUCGGGGUGCUGUUUAUCAACUCAAUUGAGCGAAAUUCCAUUGUGCGUGAUAUUCUUCAGGUGUUUAUCCCUUCGUUUCUUCAAAAGAUAUAUCCACACGGGGUGCCCUUGAAAGGCGCUUGGACACCUACGGCGUCGGCAUCGGAGGUAAUGUCCACAACGUCACGCGUAAUAAAUAUUCCAAGAGGUGUGCGGGAGUCUGUUGUGUCAUGUAUGACACAACUUGGUAUUUCAAACGUAAGCCCCUUUAUGGGGAGUGGUACUCGUCUUGGAGACAAUCAGGGAUUCCAUGAAUUUCAGCAACGUGAUAAAGUUUCACAGCGUCUAUCGGUUGCGGAGUCGUUGACGGAAAGACGUGUUAAUGACAUACCUCAACAGCCCCGGAGGUUAGGAGAAUCCCCUCCAAGUGUGAGGAAUGGCUCUUCCUCGCCAUGGGAAAGCCGAGGGAGUCAGCUCCUAUUCACCGCUCGUCUCGUCAUUUCUAACCCUUUCUCUUCGUCUAUGGCGUGCUCUGUUCCAUGUCACUCUGUACUCGUGUUGACUCCGCGAGGUCCACUCGAGCUCGUUGCAGAGCCACCUUCGUCAGCUGUUACAGUUAAAGAUGUGAAACUGAGUCUGCUUCGCUCUGGUCUGGGACGAUCCUUGCGUCUGCAGAAGGACAUGGUCCGUUUUACGUACGCGCCAAGUCUUCCUAUGGCAGACGAUGGCGAACUGAUCAAUGCCCGUUACGCUGUGAUGCGUCUAAAAACGCAAAAUCCAAUGUAA
Messenger RNA from Trypanosoma rangeli, 1671 nucleotides. RefSeq lists its product as uncharacterized. The transcript has a single exon. Lineage: Eukaryota; Euglenozoa; Kinetoplastea; Trypanosomatida; Trypanosomatidae. The record is from RefSeq and is a predicted model, not a curated record. Bases 1 to 1671 code for a protein of 556 amino acids.